Scatophagus argus is the source of this 1022-nucleotide messenger RNA. Its product is annotated as gamma-interferon-inducible lysosomal thiol reductase-like. The record is from RefSeq and is a predicted model, not a curated record. The transcript has 7 exons. NCBI's taxonomy places the organism in Eukaryota, Metazoa, Chordata, Actinopteri, Scatophagidae. Gene Ontology annotation, cellular component: lysosome. Gene Ontology annotation, molecular function: oxidoreductase activity, acting on a sulfur group of donors, disulfide as acceptor. Bases 92 to 862 code for a protein of 256 amino acids.
GCAGUGCCUUAUUUAAAGUUGUACGGUGCAGUACUUCGUUGUCAUCGUUGUUGCUGCUAACUUUCUUCGUUAGUGUGAAACUACAGUGAAGAUGAAGGGCCCUCUGCUGCUGAUUGUGACUGUUUGGUUGAGCUCUCAGUACGGGGGCUGCGCUCUCUCCUCUUCGUGUACCUAUCCUCCAUCAAAGUGGUGCUCAUCUCUGGAUUCAGCUGUCCAGUGCGGGGUUUUGAAGCAGUGCCUUGAAAGGAACUUCACCAGGUCCCAUCAGACAGCAGAUCCUGUCGAGGUGGGGCUUUACUAUGAGAGCCUGUGUCCCGGCUGCAGAGGUUUUCUCAGUAACAUGCUCUUCCCCACCUGGGUCUUGCUGAAUGACAUCAUGUCUGUCACUUUGGUGCCCUACGGAAAUGCACAGGAAAAACACGAUGGACAGAAGUAUGUUUAUGACUGUCAGCAUGGAGAACAGGAAUGUCUGGGCAACAUGAUUGAGACUUGUCUGCUGAACAUGACCGACAUGGCUUUCCCAAUCAUCUUCUGUAUGGAAUCAUCCACUGAUGUCAUCAAGUCAGCCAAGAGUUGCCUGGAACUCUACAGCCCUCAGCUGAGCUGGGACACCGUCAUGAGCUGUGUGAAUGGAGACCAGGGAAACCAGCUGAUGCAUCAGAAUGCCUUGAAGACCAGUGCCCUGAAGCCUCCACAUGAAUAUGUGCCCUGGGUGACCGUUAAUGGGGUGCACACAGAAGACCUGCAGGAGAAGGCCAUGUCUUCUCUCUUCAAUCUGGUCUGCAGUAUGUACAAGGGCACUCAGACUCCAGCCUGUGGAGGGCGCCAGACACACUACAAAAGUUACUGCCACAACAACUGAAAGACCAGCACAGCACAUGGCCUUGUGCCUUGCUCUGUUCCAGGUGUGGCCACUAAAUAAGGAACACUGAGGAAUGUCAUCAGAUCUGAUUCUAUAAAGGGAAAAAUGAUUGCCUCACUUUAUACUUCUCAGAAUAUAAAUACAAUCUGCUUUCUAAAAA